Messenger RNA from Lycium ferocissimum, 906 nucleotides. RefSeq lists its product as uncharacterized. The record is from RefSeq and is a predicted model, not a curated record. Gene Ontology annotation, molecular function: nucleic acid binding. Bases 1 to 906 code for a protein of 301 amino acids. The transcript has 2 exons. Gene Ontology annotation, biological process: DNA integration. Lineage: Eukaryota; Viridiplantae; Streptophyta; Magnoliopsida; Solanales; Solanaceae.
AUGAAGACGUAUGGUGUGAAACAUAGGGUUGCAACCUUUUAUCAUCCUCAGACAAGUGGUCAGGUUGAAGUCUCCAAUUGGGAGAUCAAGAGUAUAUUGGCCAAUACUGUUGAUGUAAAUAGGACUAACUGGGCUCGAAAACUUGAUGAUGCUCUUUGGGCCUAUCGGACUGUCUACAAAAUGCCGAUUGGGACUUCUCCUUUCAGAUUGGUUUUUGGCAAAGCUUGUCAUCUGCUAGUUGAGCUUGAGCAUAAACCCAUAUGGGCCUUAAAGAAGCUAAAUAUGGAUAGGGAUAACGCAACUAAACUUCGGUUGUUUCAACUUAAUGAAAUGGAUGAAUUUCGGUAUAAGGCUUACGACAGUGCAGCAUUGUACAAGGAGAGGAUGAAACACUAUCAUGAUAAGAAGAUCUUUGAAAAUGAGAAUUCUACAAGGGUGAUCUGUCCGUAUUGUAUAAUUCCGAUUGCGAAAUUGAAGUUGCUACCGAACAAGUUAAAAUCAAGAUGGUCCGGUCCUUUUGAGGUGGUAAGUGUUUCACCCCAUGGGGCGAUUGAAUUGAAGUCCGGAGAUAGAACUCAGACAUUUAAGGUGAAUGGAUAUGGCUCCACCCAAGUUGACAACUACACGAGGGGUAGUUCAAGGAACACACAUAGAGAAAAGGGUAGAAGGAGGCCUAGUGGUCAACUCACUCUGAGAGAUGAACCUUCGGAGGAUGAAGCUGAGGUUAUGCUAGUAAAGAAGAACAGGGCUGCCGUUCUCGUUUGGAACAGAAAGGUCACAGUACCAUCUCGUUCACCUUCCGGUUCCUCCCAGUCUGAAGAGGAGGGAUCUUCUUCAUCCGUAUCAGGUAAUAGAGAUGCAGAGGAGGGUUUAGAGGCUGCUUUAGAGAUGUUUCACCGAGGGUGA